UCCACUCUCUAUAUGUUGGAUGUGAGGGCGAUCUGGCUGCGACAUCUGUCACCCCAUUGAUCGCUAGGGUUUAUUCGGCUGAUCUGGCUGGCUAGGCGGGUGUCCCCUUCCUCCCUCACCGCUCCAUGUGUGUCCCUCCCGAAGCCCCGCGCUCGGUGGAAGAGGACGGUGGUUCCCCCGGCGGACGUCCAUCCUUCGGUGUACCAGUAGCUACGCUCCCCUGCUAGAACCUCCAAACAAGCUCAAGGCCCAUUUGUAGGAGAAACGUAGGGAAGUUAAGCUCCAAAGCGUCAGACACAUCCAAUUGAGGCGCUGCACGUGGCAGUCUGCCUUCCUUUUAUUUGUAUGAAAUGAAACAGUUUUGGUGACAAAAGCCAGGGUAAGGUACAUAUUUAGCUUCUUGAGUUUUAGUAAAAGUGGUCAGCUUCCUAAAAAUCUAUAACAUAGCUACGUGACACUAGCAACAUAAGGAUGCUAGCUGCCGUUUAAACCCAUAGAAGAAGAAGGAAGUUGUGGGAGGCGGGGUGAGGGGGAUUGGACGUUGAAUGAUAAGACCAGAAAGGCUACGGUUCGAUCGCAGUGGUGAGUACUAGCGAGGAUGACGAUGCCGCACAUAGGGGCAGUAUUUGGAGCAAUAGCAGGAGUGAUGGCCAUCAUGUUGCACUCCUCCAUUCACAAGGUAGAAGAAGGACACCUUGCUGUGUACUACAGGGGUGGGGCAUUGCUGACUUCUCCCAAUGGUCCUGGAUAUCACAUCAUGCUGCCCUUCAUUACCACCUACAGAUCAGUGCAGACUACUCUCCAAACUGAUGAGAUCAAGAAUGUGCCCUGUGGAACGAGUGGUGGUGUGAUGAUCUAUUUUGACAGAAUAGAAGUUGUUAACAUGCUGGUCCCUUCAGCAGUGGUGGACACUGUGAGGAACUACACGGCGGAUUACGACAAAACUCUUAUUUUCAACAAGAUUCACCAUGAACUCAACCAGUUCUGCAGUGUACACACACUACAGGAGGUCUACAUUGACUUAUUUGACAUUAUAGACGAGAACAUGAAGACUGCUUUGCAGAAAGAUCUUAACGUUAUGGCACCUGGACUUACAAUACAGGCAGUCCGUGUUACCAAGCCAAAGAUCCCUGAGUCUAUCAGGAGGAACUUUGAACUCAUGGAAGCAGAGAAGACUCGUCUAUUAGUCACGGCUCAGACUCAGAGGGUGGUGGAAAAGGAAGCAGAGACUGAAAGGAAGAGGGCCAUUAUUGAGGCUCAGAAAGUGGCCCAGGUAGCAGAGAUCCACUUCCAACAGUUGGUGAUGGAGAAAGAGACGGAGAAGAGGAUCUCUGAAAUAGAAGAUUCUGCCUUCCUGGCAAAGGAGAGGGCCAAGGCUGAUGCAGAAUAUUACACUGCUGCCAAGCUUGCCGAAGCAAACAGGGUGAAGUUAACGCCAGAGUACCUGGAGCUGAUGAAGUACCAAGCCAUAGCAGCUAACAGUAAGAUCUACUUCGGCCAGGACAUCCCCAACAUGUUUGUAGAGGGAACCAACAACCCCCCUAAGUCUGUGCGCACCCCUAAUCUGCCCAAUGCUCAACAAGUGAAGCCAGAGUGAGUCCGAAGCUCUGCCUCUGCACAGGACAGGAGAACCGGAUGAGGACUUGUCUUGUCCGUGAGAUGGAGAGCACUGAACUAAUGAUGGUGGGUGGGAUAGCUUUGCAGCUAGUUUGGUUAAUUAUGCAUUUUAGUCUUAAAUCUAAAUGG
Molecule: messenger RNA, 1746 nt
Organism: Etheostoma cragini (Arkansas darter)
Lineage: Eukaryota; Metazoa; Chordata; Actinopteri; Perciformes; Percidae
Gene: erlin1
Product: ER lipid raft associated 1
Exons: 12
Coding region: 599-1597 (332 amino acids)
Biological process (GO): SREBP signaling pathway
Cellular component (GO): endoplasmic reticulum; endoplasmic reticulum membrane
Molecular function (GO): cholesterol binding; ubiquitin protein ligase binding
Source: RefSeq, a predicted model, not a curated record